Molecule: messenger RNA, 2410 nt
Organism: Papilio polytes (common Mormon)
Lineage: Eukaryota; Metazoa; Arthropoda; Insecta; Lepidoptera; Papilionidae
Product: gametogenetin-binding protein 2-like
Exons: 7
Coding region: 111-1652 (513 amino acids)
Cellular component (GO): cytoplasm; nucleus
Source: RefSeq, a predicted model, not a curated record
UUGUAUAUUCUUUGACCUGUAUCGGAGUCGGAGAAAACUUGGCCGUCAUCAGCCGUCAUUUUAUUAUAAUUGUGUAUUUUGCUGGCUAUUUUAUGUGAUUGAUCACAAAAAUGGCCAAACUAGUGGAUAUAUACAAUAGCGAAAAAGAUCCUGUUAUUAAAAGAAGACAACUACCGCUAACUAUUUAUGAAAAUCUCACUAUGAUAAUGGACUUGAAAACAAUGGGACUGAUUUGUGAUAAUCCACAAGUUAAGGGACGGGAAUACGAAGAAUUCAUGCGAAAAUAUAGAAUCCUCUCAACAGAAGAACUUAAAGCAGCUCUAAGGGUCGACGCUACUGACAUAUUUAAUGUAUUAAACCAAAGCAUUCCUUGUGUGGGCUGUAGAAGAAGUGUGGAGCGAUUAUUCUAUCAACUUUGUAAAUCAGAACAUCCAACAUUAGAUCCAUUAAUCCUCACCCCGGAUGGCACAAUGACAAUAAGAGAGGAUAAGAUAACACAUUCACAGUCGCUGGCAACUCUGCUAAAUGGACAUAGCACUGGGAUUGAAUGUCUAAUCCUAAGCCAACCACGAUGGAAGAAGUCUCAGCGGUGUACAUUGCACUCGUUAGAGGCAGGGGGAGCACGCGGUUGGGGUGUAGCAUCCUCGGGAGGGCCAAGCAAUGGUGCUUGUGGGGCGUGGAGUUCAUGGGGUGUGGGGAACUGCGGGUGGAGCUGGGGUGCGUGGGGCUGGGGCGGCCGGGCCGCGUGGCGAGCCGCAUGGGAUGCCAUGCGAACUUCCGCACGUGAACAUGUAACUCUCAUACACUUCAACACACUCCAUGAUACUCUACAUAAUUAUCUACGCAAGCAUAGGUUCUGCGCUGAUUGUAAGACUAAGGUUUUAAGGGCUUAUCAGUUACUUGUUGAGGAAAAGGAGCCACAUAAAGAGAAAGGGUAUGUGGGGGCACUAUAUGGAGGCAUCAAAAGAUGUAUCCUGGACAAGCACCUCCACCUCCAGGCCAAGACUGAAUACAUAGCAUACCUCAUAGCCCGCGCAGAGCCCGAGCUGGUUGGGAACCACAGGGAAAGGCAUGCAAAGACACUAGAAAUUGCACAGGAAGAGGCGAGUAAUCAAUGUUUCGAGACAAGCGGAGACGGCUGCCAAUCGUGUCAGGACGACUAUACUACGACAAAACGUGGCUCACCCAAGAAAUCUGGCAAAAAGAGGAACAAAAAGAACGAACUCAUUCCUAACGAGCUUGCCCACGAUUGUGGGUAUGCGUCAGGUGGCGGAGUUACAAACGGCGGAUGCUGUGAAACGUUGUCAGGUUCAUCUUCUCUAAUGAGUUCUCCGGAAGGUUCUGAAGUGGCAUGUUCCGAAGGAUUUUGUAACCAUGAGAGAGGUGACUGUAUAGAUAUUGCCAAAAAUGAUAAAUCUUCAUGCACUGGUUUCACUUUGUCACUUCAAGAGAUGUUGGACACAUGUUCGUCGGAUGAGGAACACGACACCAGUUAUAUACCAAUAGAAGAGGUCCUAGAAUUUAAAUCACGUAGGAACAUAACGGAAAAAAGACAAGAGCUCAGGCAGAAUUUACGUCAGAAAUUCGCCCAGCUCUGUGUGAAUCCAACAAACAAUCUUAUAACACAGAAACUGGAUAAGCAAUCUGUGUAACACCAAACACAUUCAAACUGCACAUUGUGAAACAUUUGUAUAUCAAAUACAAUGAUGUAAAUCUGUAAUCGCUUCUAAACCAGUAGAUAAUACAAUAAAUGUGUGUCACAUCCAGAAAUUCAUAAAUACCCGAUAAAUAGAAAUACAUAAAUUGUUCUAAUAUUUCCGUUGUCUGUUACAACUUUGAGCAUGUGUGCAUGCUAUGUUAAUCAUAGGUCGAAAUAAAACAAUUUGAAUAUUUUAUAAUAUUUUUAUAAUUUAUCACAUAAGACACUGUUUAAUUAUAUUUAUUCUGAAAUUAUAAUCAAAGGAAAUCAUGUUAAAUGUUAUAGAUUAUGCUAAUGAUGAGAUUAGCAGAAUCUGGUUUUGUUUACAUUUGAUAAAAACAUUGGUGCUUAUAGAAGGUACAACGCUAGGCUCUAUGCAAGUCAUCUAGACGGGAAAGUAAAAAUUAGUCUUCAUAGAAACAAGUGCAUGUUUGAAUGAAUUUAUGAUAUUAAUCGACUGGAUCAACCAGCAUUUAACAAAUGUUUACAAUUAAAAACCUUAGAAUGCUUUUUAUUGAAAUAUAGUAGCAUUUUUAAUCAAAUUAUAUAAUUUUCAAUUCUUUAUGUGAUUACAUAAUGAACAUUGAAUUUAUUUUAGCUCUUUGUUAUGUAGCUUCAAAUCACGAUCAAAAGGUCUUCAGUUGUCCUCAUUGUCGGGAUUACUGCAGUAAAGUUUGUAACACAGUUUUAAUAUAUUAUACCUCUGAACAA